AACAACAGGGGUUUGCGAUUUAAAACAUCUCUCUGAUAAGUGCAAGCGACAUGAAAGUAGCCGCAGCCAUCUUGACAACGCUAUGAGGCUCCAGUUUUUUGGGAAGCUUAGCAUUGCUGAACAGCUAGAUGAAGGCUACAGGAUUGGCAUUAGAAGGCACAAUGAAGAGGUCACAAAAAAUCGACACAUCCUGUCUAGAAUAAUAGACUGUGUAAAAUUUUGUGGCGCAUUUGAGCUGGCUUUGCGUGGCCACAAUGAGAGCGAGAGCUCAGAUAACCCCGGGAUAUUCCGUGGCUUGGUCGACUUUGUUGCUUCUCUUGAUGGAGUUUUGAAAGAGCACCUCGAGAAUGCCUCUGUGUUUAAGGGAACUUCGAAAACCGUGCAGAACGAGCUGUUGGACUGUAUGUUGUCUGUUAUGAGGGAACACAUAAUCCAAGAAGCACAAAACAGCGAUUUUCUAUCAAUCCAGGCCGACGAGACCACCGAUAUUGCCACACAGUGCCAACUUGUGCUUGUGCUGCGCUACAUUGAUGGCAAAAGCAACGUACAGGAGAGGUUUUUUGCUUUUAUUCAUCUGCAUUCAACUACAGCUGAUUCCAUCACUACAGCACUAAAAGAGCAUCUUACUGUCAUCCUUCCAGAGGAUCAGAAGAGUAAACUCAUCUCCCAAGCGUAUGAUGGAGCCAGCGUGAUGAGAGGUGCCACUGCAGGUGUUCAAAGGAAGAUUCAAGAUGUGUACCCAAAUGCCCAUUACAUCCACUGCUAUGCGCAUCAGCUCAAUCUAAUAAUGCAAAAGGUCACUUCUCACAUACCCAAAGUUAGAAUUUUUUUUCUAACCUUGGAGGAUUUGCCAGCUUUUUUUCAAGAUGAACCAAGCGCACAGAUGUUCUUGAUAAAGUAGUUGCCCAUAGACUACCAACAUCAAGCAGUGUUAGAUGGAACUUCCACAGCCAUGCCAUCAAUACAGUGUUUGAGCACAGAGAGGGCCUCAUUCGCUGUUUUGAAACUAUUCGAGACUCAGGUGACUUUGACCCUGUUACCACCAGAGAGGCAGGAGGCUUUGCCAUGCUGCUGGAGGAUCAGGAUUUUUAUUUUUUUCUGCAACUUUUCCACAACAUCAUGCCACACGUGGACAUCCUCUAUGCCAAACUCCAGAAGAAGGACAUAGAUUCAGUUCACAUUAAGGGGAGCAUCCAGCAGUUCCAGCAGGACAUACAGAAGAUCAGAAAUUCUCUCCAUUCUCUGGUUAACCAAAGCAGUGAAGGAGCUUCUCAACCAAAGAGGUGGCGGUUGCUUAGUCCAGAGGUCCAUGAACGGAUU
Messenger RNA from Triplophysa rosa, 1320 nucleotides. Its product is annotated as zinc finger MYM-type protein 1-like. Bases 83 to 901 code for a protein of 272 amino acids. The record is from RefSeq and is a predicted model, not a curated record. The transcript has 2 exons. NCBI's taxonomy places the organism in Eukaryota, Metazoa, Chordata, Actinopteri, Cypriniformes, Nemacheilidae.